AUGAGGGAUGGCGUUGAAAAAAUCACAUUUGUUGAGGCAGAGCAAGUUGUUGGCAACGAGGAUGGCCGUAUCAUGUACCACCAGAUGGAUGAGUUCAGGCGAAUUCUGGACAGCGCAAAGGCCGGCAUCUGUCAAGGACAGCUUCUUCGAGAUGCAUCGAAGUGUCCUCAGUCGAAGACAGCGCUGGAUCGCAUGGCGUCCAUCCUGCUUGCGCAAAAUUCCCAAACCCUUCCAGCCAACAUUCAAUCCCAGCGAACUGCCCUUGUUAAGUACCUGCAGAACCACAACUACGGCAGUGCAGAAGAUAUAGCUGCCGAGUAUCUUUUUGGAAUGGAUGCCGAGGCGGCUACUUAG
Penicillium taxi is the source of this 354-nucleotide messenger RNA. RefSeq lists its product as uncharacterized. Bases 1 to 354 code for a protein of 117 amino acids. The record is from RefSeq and is a predicted model, not a curated record. The transcript has 2 exons. Lineage: Eukaryota; Fungi; Ascomycota; Eurotiomycetes; Eurotiales; Aspergillaceae.